Messenger RNA from Sapajus apella (tufted capuchin), 1937 nucleotides. RefSeq names its product solute carrier family 52 member 1 (gene SLC52A1). The transcript is spliced from 3 exons. Gene Ontology annotation, cellular component: plasma membrane. The coding region runs from base 151 to 1587 and encodes 478 amino acids. Gene Ontology annotation, biological process: riboflavin transport. Gene Ontology annotation, molecular function: riboflavin transmembrane transporter activity. The record is from RefSeq and is a predicted model, not a curated record. Lineage: Eukaryota; Metazoa; Chordata; Mammalia; Primates; Cebidae.
CCACCAGCCUAUUACCUGCCAGCCUGUCUGUUUCUUUCCAGCUAGAAGAGGUGUUCAGUUUCCAGAAGAGCCAAAGCAUCUUUGGACCUAGGUGGGGAAAGACCUGCCUGUGACCUCUGCCCUGUCCUGGAGGGUCCAGCUUUGGGCUGAAUGGCAGCAUCCAUGCUGGGCUGUCUGGUGCUGACCCACCUGCUGGUGGCCCUUUUUGGCAUGGGCUCCUGGGCUGCUGUCAAUGGGAUCUGGGUGGAGCUGCCCGUGGUGGUAAAAGACCUUCCGGAGGGUUGGAGCCUUCCCUCAUACCUCUGUGUGUGUGUGGCGCUGGGGAACCUGGGUCUGCUGGUGGUGACCCUAUGGAGGCGGCUGGCCCCGGGCAAGGGUGAACGGGUCCCCAUCCAGGUGGUACAGGCACUGAGUGUAGUGGGCACAGCCCUGCUGGCCCUUCUGUGGCACCACGUGGUCCCAGUGGCAGGGCAGCUCCACUCUGUGGCCUUCCUGACACUGGCCUUGGUGUUGGCACUAGCCUGCUGUACCUCUAAUGUCACUUUCCUGCCCUUCCUGAACCACCUGCCACCUCCUUUCUUAAGGUCUUUCUUCCUGGGUCAGGGUCUCAGUGCCCUGCUCCUCUGUGUGCUGGCCCUUGUGCAGGGUGUGGGCCACCUUGAGUGCCCGACAGCCCCCACCAACAGCACCUCUGGGCCUCCCCUCAACUUCCCUGAGCGUUUUCCUGCCAGCACCUUCUUCUGGGCACUGACUACCCUUCUGGUCACUUCUGCUGCUGCCUUCCAGGGUCUCCUGUUGCUUUUGCCAUCACUACCAUCUGUAGCCACAGGGGGCUCAGGGCCUGGACGUCAACUGGGAUCCCUAGGAGCAGAGGAGAAAGAGAAGGAGGAAGAAGAUGAUUUGCCAUUGCAGGAGCCACCAAGCCAGGCAGCAGGCACCAUCCCUGACCCAGACCCUGAAGCCCAUCAGUUGCUCUCAGCCCAUGGUGCCUUCCUGCUGGGCCUGCUGGCCAUCACGAGUGCCCUGACCAAUGGUGUGCUGCCUGCUGUGCAGAGCUUUUCCUGCUUGCCCUAUGGGCGCCUGGCCUACCACCUGGCUGUGGUGCUGGGCAGUGCUGCCAACCCCCUUGCCUGCUUCCUGGCCAUGGGCCUGCUGUGCAGGUCCCUGGCAGGACUGGGUGGUCUUUCUCUGCUGGGCAUGCUCUUUGGGGCCUACCUGAUGGCACUGGCGAUCCUGAGCCCCUGCCCACCCCUGGUGGGCACCACUGCAGGGGUGAUCCUUGUGGUGAGCAAGUGGGGACAUGAAGGGGGAGGAGGGUGUUCCCUGGAACAAGUGCAUCUCAUGCUUAGCCUGCUGCCGUGUCCCCCCUUGCAGGUACUGUCGUGGAUGCUGUGUCUGUGUGUGUUCUCAUAUGUGAAGGUAGCUGCAAGCUCCCUGCUGCAUGGUGGGGGCCGGCCAGCAUUGCUGGCAGCUGGUGUGGCCAUCCAGAUGGGCUCCCUGCUUGGUGCCGGCGCCAUGUUCCCUCCCACCAGCAUCUACCAUGUGUUUCAAAGCAGAAAGGACUGUGUAGACCCCUGUGGCCCCUGAGCCUGGGCAGGUGGGGACCCCAUUCCACCCAACCUGUCUGCAUCUUGAGGCUGCUACAGUUCCCGAUUACCUGUGGCCCAGGCAGGCUUCCCCCAACACAGGAAUGCUCAUGGACACCUGCACACUCUGCAGAAGACCUUGGCACUUCAGGCCAGAGUGGGGACCAAAGAGCAGGCCCGGAGCCAGGUUGGGGCUGUGGGCUUGGCCCCAGGGCCAGAGACCUUUGUGGAAUUUGUGCAAUAAAGUGUUUUUAUUUAAAAAAAAAAAAAAACAAAAAAAAAAACUAAUGAAAACCUUAUAAAAAUGUAUUAAUGAAAUCAGGGACUAGGUUAAAUAAUUUUUCAUAUAUA